Messenger RNA from Acanthaster planci (crown-of-thorns starfish), 1958 nucleotides. It is a transcript of the gene srp19, whose product is annotated as signal recognition particle 19. Gene Ontology annotation, molecular function: 7S RNA binding. Lineage: Eukaryota; Metazoa; Echinodermata; Asteroidea; Valvatida; Acanthasteridae. Gene Ontology annotation, biological process: SRP-dependent cotranslational protein targeting to membrane, signal sequence recognition; SRP-dependent cotranslational protein targeting to membrane. The record is from RefSeq and is a predicted model, not a curated record. Gene Ontology annotation, cellular component: signal recognition particle, endoplasmic reticulum targeting.
ACACUAAACUGAGAAAGACAGAAAGAUAGUGACGGCAUGGCGCAGUACGGUGUGAGCCAGAAUCCUGCACAAAAGGACAGAUGGAUUUGUAUCUACCCAGCAUACAUCAACAGUAAAAAGACACUCCCAGAAGGAAGGAAAAUUCCCAAGAGCAAAGCAGUUGACAAUCCUACAGCCAAUGAAAUCAGAGAUAUAUGCAAUGCUGCUGGCUUACAAGUUGCUUUGGAGGCUGGAAAGUGUUACCCACGAGACCAAAACAGAGACCCAUUGUAUCGGGGAAGGGUCAGAGUUCAAUUGAAGAAUGAAAACAGUACACCAGUAAAAGAGGAAUUUCCAAGCAGAAAAGCACUGCUAUUGUAUGUCAGCGAGAUGAUCCCCAAACUGAAGACGAGACAACAGAAGCAAGGGGGUGGGGGUGAGUCAGCAUCAGCUGGCGGCCAAGACAAAGGAAAGAAAAAGAAGAACAAGAAGAGAUGACGAUGCCUCAGCCUAUAUAUCAGGUUUUCUCUUGGAAGUCUGUCACUUUUGCCGAAUGAACUUUUGGGUUCAUGUCUUGAAUUCCAUCUCGUAUCACCAUUUACAAAUCAUGCCCAGAGUUUUCAGGAGACCACUUGUUAGUUGGCUUCUAAUGUGUGAAUAUGUACAGGUGUUGUUUCACACCAACAUGCCCUGAUGAAUUCCGACUUUUAAAUUGCAUCCGAGAUAUCCCAAGGGGCACCUUAACAUACACUUCACAUAUUGAUAACUAAGCAGGAUAAGUUGCCAUGUCAGUGCUAACAAGUUUUUAUUGAAAAAUUGCACUGAAAAUGUCCUUAUUGAGAUAUAUUGCUUUAAAUGGGUAUUUGGACAAGAAAAUUGUUUGAAAUUAGCCCCAAAAAUAGUUUUAUAAAAAGUUGCCUGUUUCAAUAAAAUAUUUCCUUCAUGCUCAGAGAAAGGCCCUACAAAUAUUUUCAAAAAUCACUUUUUUGCUGUGAUGAGCUAUCAGGACUGAGCCAAGGAUUUGCACUUGUCCAUCAAUAUUGUUGAGGAUAAGCAAGGCAGGGAAUCUGGUAUUUGACGCAAUCUGGUAUUUGACGCAAUCUGUGAAACCAAGGUCACGACUAUAGCAAUAAUGGAAAUUUUGGAGAUCAAAGAAAAUGCUGUUAGUCAAAAGGCUGCCAGAUCUAACAAAAUCCAAAAAGUCUUUUUUUUUUAAUGGUGAACAGAAGACCAGUUUGUCUGUUUUUUGUUAUUUAUCAAUGGUAAACCUGUGAAGAGUCUUUUUUUUUUAGUGGUGAACAGAAGACCAGUUUGUCUGUUAUUUGUUAUUUAUCAAUGGUAAACCUGUGAAGAAUUGGCUGGCAUUAAACAUUACUUUUAGUAGGUUUCUUGGCAUUUUCGGUGAGUUAAGAAAGCCUGAAAGGGAUUUUCAAGUAACCUAUUUCAUUGCAAACUGAUUGCUACUCUUAACAAUUGACAAGAUAUUGUUGAGAUAACUUCAGGCUUGUGCAUACAUUAUGCCUAUAUUGAAGAAAUGCUUUUUCACAUUCUUCCCGGUUGAAGGAGCAUAAAUUGUGUGCAUUUAACCUGUGUAUGAGCAUAGUGCAUGUUCCUUCCACCAUGAUUAGAAGCUACUACUAAUUGCUUCCUGUUGUGGCUACUGGGUAGUCAGUAAACUGGUAUUUAGGAAGCUAGGACAAAAUAUUUAAUAUGUUCUCCAUGCAUGGGUACCACACCUCAGCAGCAACAGAGACUGAGGCUGUAUUGACACUUGGAUGCUGUCACCACCAUGGGCAGGUGUGCAAAGACCUAAUGGGCUUGAAUAUUUCUAGAUGAAAAUUGGACCUCCAAAAAUUAAUUUGUUGCUCUCAGAUGACUGACCCAAAAAUGUGGAAUUCUCCCUUCAGCUUUUUUUUUUUUUUUGAAAUGCCAGUUAUUCUGCAUUUCGUUACAAGAAAGUUAAUUUUAUCGUAUACAUG